AGGUGUAUAAAACCGCUAGAGACGUACCUGAUACAAUUAUAUACUUAAAAAGAUGUCAUUUCUAUUUGGAAGUAUUUGUAUAAUACUAUUAAGUGCUACAGUAAAUGGCCUCAUUGAGGACCGGCCUAUGCCAAGCUUAUUAUAUGAAUGUUUCUUCAACCAAACUAGCAAAUAUGAUAUAACUACAAAACCGUCUUACUCUGUGUUCACACAUUGUCGAAAUUACUACUGGACAAAAACAGCCUCUGACAGAUAUAGUAUCAAUAUAGAUCCAAGUGUCUUUACUUAUGUGGAAAGAUUAGAAAAUAAUAAUCUGUUUAACAACAGACAGAAGAGACAGACUCGAGGACCAUUCCAGAGAAGGAUCAGGAAAGAAAUUAGAGCUUUAUCAGAUACAGAGAGACAGGCAUUUUUCAAUGCUGUUGUACAACUGAAACUUGAUACUAGUGUUCGACCUAAUAUAUACGACGCCAUCGGGGGUCUACAUUCAGCUAAUGCAGUACAAGGGGCACAUUUUGGACCUAAUUUCCUUGGAUGGCAUAGAUAUUUCUUAUAUAUAUUUGAAGAAGCCUUGAGGACCAAAGAUCCAAAUGUUGCUCUACCAUAUUGGGAUAGUACAAAGGACUUUAACAUGCAGCUUGACGACCCUAUUGACUCAAUUGUCUGGACGGCCAUGUUUUUUGGAAAUGGUGAUGGAAUUGUAGAUACUGGACCAUUUGCAAACUGGAGAGAUCCGACAGAGGCUUUCUUGCAGAGAAACAUUGGAAGUCCUGGUUCCCUAAUGACACCAGAAGGGAUACAGGCCGUUUUGUCUCAAAGGUUCCAUAGAGAUAUAUUACAACCGACAUCGGGAGCUAAUAAUGACCUGGAAGGUCACCAUAACAACGUUCAUGCUUGGAUAAAUGGUCACAUGGGUGGGUUAACAACUAGUGCGUUUGACCCAGUAUUUUUUCUACAUCAUUGCUAUAUUGAUUACGUAUGGGAACUUUUUAGAAGACAACAAUUUCAACAAGGUCUUAAUCCACAAUUUGAUUACCCAAACACUGGAGUUGACGGUCAUUGGCCCUGGUCAAGAAUGGUAAAUUUAGGAAGAAUACGUAAUGUUGAUGGGUAUCAUAAUGCAUUUAUGAGGAUAUAUGAAUACGAAAGGUCUCCUGCGUGCCCUUCUUGCGGGGGAUCACCAUUUUUAGAAUGUGAUUCAACACGACAAGUAUGCGUGUCAGUUUCGUCGAGAGCAUUCCGAACGACUGGUCCACAAUUACCUACCGGAAAUUCAUUUGGAGCACCAGUUGCAUCUAUGAUGAGAAGCAACGAAAGAAUGGCAUUUAGCAAUGACCCUCAAGAAAAGACACUUGACGUACAGCAAAAGUUUAUACCUUCAAAAAUAGAUCCAAGGACGAUUGAAAAACAAGUUAACAGAGUCAAACGUGCAGUAUAUAACCCAGAACUAGCAGCAGCAAAAGCCGAAAUGUUACAAUCAGCGGGUAACCAUGGUAGGGUAGGCAUGUCAGAGAGUAGCAUUUCAGUUAGAACUCCUUUUGGUAGAAUUAAAACAUCAGUGUCAGAUGUCAGUGGUACAUCUCCAGGAUUUAAUCAUUUAAAUGGCGGAAACAUUUUUACAGAUCCCAUUUCUUCCCAAAAUAGUAGAAAUUAUUUUAGCGAUGUGAGAUCACCUGUUGGUGGUUCGAACAUCGAAGGUAUACAUUCUAACACUGGUCAAUCACAGCCAAAAACAGUUUUGUCAACUUCGGAAAUGAAGGGAUUACCAACAAUUGCUAAGAGAAGAGGUUCAGCUUCCGGUACAAACGCCUUUAACAUUCUGAUAGACAAUGAAGAUAUAGUAGAAAAAAGUAGAUUUAUCGAUUUGCCUAUUCAGAAUACCUUUGUAAUGGAUGGGAUCCCUGAUGUUGGUCGAUGGGCUUUCACUCCGGUAAGAAUUAUACACAAACGUCCACCUGGUUCGUCUUUUGACUGUAAAAUCAUAAAAAAUGGCCGCAUUUCGGAAGGCGCCGACUUUUAUUCUCCGUCUAAUUAUCUAAAUCUUCAACAGCAAUUAGGAACUGGGACACCAGCAACGUAUCCUAAAGCAAUGAGAUCUGGUUCUGGAGCAUCGAAAAUUUUUGUUCAAGCGGAUGGUGUUUCAUACGAAGGAAAGUAUACUGAUUAUGCAAUCGUAGAUGAAAGACAGCCUAUAUCUGAGACUGUAACAUAUGUAGCAAUUAAACAUCCAAAACUAGGAUUAAGUCAAUCAUUUAUCACAGCAUAUGACGCAAACGGACGAAUCUGUCAACCACGUUGUUUGAUUUCAGGAUCAAACCCACCACGCUAUAAGAUCUGUUCAGGGCUGAUUUCCGUUACUGAUUCCUUGCCAAAAAUGUACGGAGAUACAUACGGUGAUGCAGUAAUGAACAGGUAUUCAUUUGACAGUCAACAUUGUCCAACAAACAAAGAUGAUGAUAUAUUUUUGACAUUUUACUGUGAUUAUGAAAACCAGUGGCCAUGGGUUGGAUAUCCACAUCUGUAAAAUAUCUUUCAAGUGAAAAGGGAUGAAGUGAGCUUUUACGUUACUAUCCAAAAUGGUAGACAAGGAUUAGUAUUUGCGAUUUGCUUUACAUCGUGUCCCCUAUUUCUUGAAGUAAACACCAAGUGGAGCUGUUUGGCUGAAACUUAAAGCAUGAAUUACCUUCAUUUACGGUACCAGUUAAAAUCUACAAAACAGGUCAACCAGCUGUUAAAGAUGACUUCUCAAAUCACCAAAUAAAUUCCUUUCAACUUUAUUCAUUACUUUUAUUACAAUACAAUUGGACAACCCUCUAGGUGUUGAUCCAUGCUUUAAACAUACUACUUCUAUUUAACUCAUGUCAUAUUUUGUGUAUAAGUUGACAUUCAAUAUACUUUGUAUAAGUUGACCUUCAAUAUAAUUUCAUAUUUUUGUAUAAGUUGAAAUUCAAUAUAUUUUCAUAUUUUGUAUUGUUUUAUUGUCUAUUGAAAAGAGUGGAUUACAAAGCAACUAGACGACACAAGAAAAUCAAAAGAAUUUCUUGAUUUCAUAUACAAGCUCACAAGAGCUAGUGUUAUCUAUGACUAAAAAUAGCAACGAUCAACAUUCAAUCUAUCUAGCCGUGGAUCAGUUUAAAAAAUAAACUGACGCAGUUACUAAAUUAAAUUAUAUAAAUGCUUAAGAGUGUAAUUUUGACACGCCAAAUAAUUGUUAUAUAUAUUCACGCAAUAUUUCGCUAAACAAAUUAGCUUCAUCAGGCGCGUGCAGCCAUUCAAAUAAAAUCGAAUGAUGUUAAGAAAUGUUUGAAGUUUAUCGUACAUGCCCUUUAAAUAUAUAUAUUUGCAGCUUAUAGUACAUUGCGUUUAAUAGAUCAACACAAAUACUUGUGUUAGUCAAAUAGUAUGAAGUUCAAGAUUUAUUCCUUUGUUUUUUUAAACUGUUUUUUAUCUCUCUCAUUCAGUCCGUCAGUUUCAAGAGUACGUAGCUGAUACACCCCAAAACUCUCUAUCUGUUUUCUACUUUGAGUGUCCCAAAUUUUCAAAUGAAUGUCCUGUUCUUAAGCCUGAGGUGUCUCGUAAUUGGGCAAUUUUCCUUUGGUAUAAAAUGACCGGUGAUUGUUUAGUCUGAUGUGGAAUUUAUACUACGGGCGCGCCUGAUGAAGCUAAUUUGUUUAGCGAAAUAUUGCGUGAAUAUAUAAAAUAUAACAACUAUUUUAAUAACGCUCAUAAGCAUGUUAAAGUUACAUUCUUAGGCAUGUAUAUAUAUAAAUCUCUCAAAUUGAGGUAAAUAACAAAAGCUCUCUAAAAAAUCCGGAGCUUUCAAUCGGUCAUGCCGGUCUUCUUCAGCGGAACUUUAUUGUAGGACCGACAUGAUGGUCGAAAGCACCGAAUUAUUUUAAAGAGUUUUUGUUAAUAUAUUUAUUAUAUACUUUCUUUGAUGUAAUCUGGAACAGGAUUCAUGGGAACCUCGUAUUAUUGAGAAUGCCAUUUUAGAAUGAAUAGUUUUUUUUAAUAUUGUUACGAUAUAUGUUUGAUUUAGCUAUGGAUCUCGUUCCCAAUGCAUGGUAUGAAUAAUUAUUCUUUUUUUGUUUUAUUUAACAACAAUAUUGCACUUUCGAUUAACAUGUAGUUUACUAGAACAGCCAUACCAGCAAAGGUGCCUUAUAAUCAGUAAAGAUAUAGAUAUUUCAUAAGACAUUAAUCAUUAAUUUCAUUGAAAUUCCAUCAUGUUAUGUUUUUAUAAAUCAUUAUGUAAAUUGUAUUUAGUUUUUAAUUUAUUUAUUAUUAAUUCAUGUAUUACACUAAUGAAAAAUUGAAAUAAACCAGGAAUGAAUCCUAA
Molecule: messenger RNA, 4339 nt
Organism: Mytilus californianus (California mussel)
Lineage: Eukaryota; Metazoa; Mollusca; Bivalvia; Mytilida; Mytilidae
Exons: 4
Coding region: 53-2524 (823 amino acids)
Molecular function (GO): oxidoreductase activity
Source: RefSeq, a predicted model, not a curated record